Puccinia graminis f. sp. tritici CRL 75-36-700-3 is the source of this 1129-nucleotide messenger RNA. RefSeq lists its product as uncharacterized. NCBI's taxonomy places the organism in Eukaryota, Fungi, Basidiomycota, Pucciniomycetes, Pucciniales, Pucciniaceae. Gene Ontology annotation, cellular component: endoplasmic reticulum membrane; endoplasmic reticulum. The coding region runs from base 182 to 946 and encodes 254 amino acids. The transcript has 4 exons. The record is from RefSeq and is a predicted model, not a curated record.
UGAAUAUGCAAAACUGUGAUGAUGACCCGAGCAACACAACCUCGUCAUCACCCCACUACCACUACCACUACCACUACCACCCUCAAGAACACAAGGGCAAGUACCAGACUAUCGAGCUUCAAAACAGGUCUUCAACGAGGAGUCUGCGAUUCCCUGCCCAAAAAUACGACGCACGCACAUCAUGAACUUUCUCCUUAGCUGCAAAAACUUGGCCGCCUUGACGGUCUUGAUCGGUUCAGUCUCAAGUUUAUUGACACCAGAGAAGCUUGAAAUUAGUGCUGCUUUCCCUACAAACAAUCAAUUCGGAAUUGUCUUUAAUGGGCAACCCAACAAAAUUCUUCUGAAGGUCCUUAACUUAGGUAAAGAUCCAGUCGAAGAUGUGAUGAGAAUUCAUCAAGUAUGGAACGAGUUUCGAGAAAUCGGUGGCAAGGAGCGAUUACUGAGAAAAGGAGCUCCAGUACCUUCGAAGAGAACGCUACCUCCAAAGAUUGAGCCGUAUAUCAUACCUUACAUGUUCAGUGCCGAGGAAAGAGAAGGCAACAUCGGUCUAAGGAUUUGGGUUGAGUGGAGUGGCCCUAAAGGGAAAAAGCACCAAUCGAUAGCCUACGAUUCAACCGUCACAAUUCAGGAGCCUCCUACGCGGUGGUUUGAUCCGCAGCUAAUUCUACUUUACAUCAUUUUGGCAUCCACAUUCGGUGGGAUCGGAUAUAUGGUUUACAGCUCUUACGUCGUCCCCGUCAAACCAGCUCGCUCGUUGAAGUCCAAGCGCUCUGCAGAAGGUUCUCUCCAAUCCAGCUCAAAAGUCUCUACUCCGACCGGCGGUGCGUACGAGGAAGAAUGGAUUCCUGCGGGCCAUUCUGUUCGAUCUUCUAAAAAAACAGGGACUGAGACCGGCGGUGAGGAGAGUAGUGGUGCCGAAGGAAAAGCUCGCAGGCGGAAACGUUAAUCGUUCUAACGCUGGAAAAACAAUCAAUCUCACCAACUAUACUAAAGCUCAAAACAUUUUAAAUAGAUAGAAAUUGGAAUCAUUUGAGAUAUGUUCAUACUUUUUUUUUGAGAGAAAGAUAUAUAAAGAAAAAAAAAAACAUAAAUACCUACAAAAUACAUCUGGUGUGAGCUCCUAUAAAAU